Lymnaea stagnalis (great pond snail) is the source of this 21931-nucleotide messenger RNA. The record is from the annotation of a GenBank genome assembly. NCBI's taxonomy places the organism in Eukaryota, Metazoa, Mollusca, Gastropoda, Lymnaeidae.
GUUUCUGACACAAGAGGAGCCAAGUGCACGCCGGGAGAUCUGUGAUGGGGAGGAACGUCAUCGAGCCGAGAAAUUAUUGCGAUCUGCAGAUACCUGUUUGAUGGCUCGUGUGUGUGCUCGUCUAGAGGAAUAACAAGUUGGAUCGCUGGUGUGCGUGUUCGUCUAGAGGAAUAACAAGUUGGAUCGCUGGUGUGUGUGUUCGUCUAGAGGAAUUACACGUUACCGAGAGAGUGAGAUAGGGUAGGGGAGUUUCCGCCACAUUGGAUGAUUUGUUCUCGAGAUCCGGAGACAGGGAGUCAGAGGACCCACGGAAGCUGUGUGGUAGAUAGCAUUACCGACCGCCGAGGGAUGAAAUGACCCACGGAAGCUGUGUGGUAGAUAGCAUUACCGACCGCCGAGGGAUGAAAUGACCCACGGAAGCUGUGUGGUAGAUAGCAUUACCGACCGCCGAGGGAUGAAAUGCGAGCGCAUUCUACAUUAGCACGAGAUUUAUCAAGCAAGUUUUAAAUAUUAGGCCUCAUUUUUAUACAUCGCUUUAAAAGAAAGAGUGUUAAAUAUUAUUUACAAGCUGGUAAGGAAAACGUGUUAUUUAGUUGAUUCGCGUUAUUUUACCCAAAUGUCAAAUACACUUUUUGUUCCCCUUACCACCAUAAAAAUGUGGAGAUCUAAUAAUAUUUUCACACCACGAUGCAAAUAUUUUAAAAUGAUUUGAAAACGAUUUUUACUGACUUAAAGACUAUCUCCAUGUUGUAAAUAAGUUCGUUUCUUUUUACCAAACUUUCAUACUUUUUGAUUGUUUUUAACAACAUGUUAAUCAUUUUUUCUUCGUCUAAUACAACUCAGAGAAAAACACAGCCCGCGUCCUUAGAAACGGUCUCAUUAAGCAGAGGCGAAUACAUUGGAUCGAAUCCCCUACAAAGUGAAUACAUUAUUCGACACCAUAUAAAGGACGGUACAAUUCAAUGGAAAUUUUGAAUAUUUCAAAGACGCUCCAAAGACAACGUAACAAUGUUGCAACACUAUGACGUACACCUUUGACCACAACACAAGUGAGCCUCGGGUCAAACUCCCGCAUUGCAACUUGGAUUAACACCCCCCCCCUCACCCUUCGCGGACUGCCGGCUAAUUGUGUCCCACCGUGUAACCCACUUGACAGUAAGUGGUGGGUCUUGAUCACUUGACCACAGUGAGUUAGCCCGAGACGGCCGUGAGAUGUGGUCAGUGUGCUUGUGUGGUGUGGCUGCCGGGAGCUCCCACUAACAGCUGACUUGAAACGGACAGCGUCAACCCCUGGAAUUCAUUACACGUGAGAUCGAAGAUGGCGCGAAUAGUCGCUCUGUGGAUUGUUCUGCUGAGCGUGACCACGGCCAGGGUCACGUGGGGCUUGGUCAGCGAGGCCAAGGAGGACAACUGCAUCCUGAGUUUUGUGGUGCCGAGAGACAAGAUGAAGUCAUCGUGUGAACUGGACGAGAAGGUGAGUUCGUGGACCUGGGCCUCAUUAGAACAGUGGGAUUGGUAUGGUGGAUGGGUGAGUUAAUAUAGCAACAUGUGAGUUCAUGGACCUGGGCCUCAUUAGAACAGUGGGAUUGGUAUGGAGGAGGGGGAGUAACACAUAGCAACUGGUGAGUUCUAAUGAGGUUGAACAUUGAAUUGUAGACAGUGGAGGGAGAGUUCUAUAUAGUGACAGGGGAGCUACCAAUGGCGAAUGUUGAAUUCUAGAUGGUAACAAUGAGUUUCAUAUUACAAAGGUCAGUCUAGAUGGUAACAAUGAGUUUCAUAUUACAAAGGUCAGUCUAGAUGGUAACAAUGAGUUUCAUAUUACAAAGGUCAGUCUAGAUGGUAACAAUGAGUUUCAUAGUACAAAGGUCAGUCUAGAUGGUAACAAUGAGUUUCAUAGUACAAAAGGUCAGUCUAGAUGGUAACAAUGAGUUUCAUAGUACAAAGGUCAGUCUAGAUGGUAACAAUGAGUUUCAUAGUACAAAAGGUCAGUCUAGAUGGUAACAAUGAGUUUCAUAUUACAAAGGUCAGUCUAGAUGGUAACAAUGAGUUUCAUAUUACAAAGGUCAGUCUAGAUGGUAACAAUGAGUUUCAUAUUACAAAGGUCAGUCUAGAUGGUAACAAUGAGUUUCAUAUUACAAAGGUCAGUCUAGAUGGUAACAAUGAGUUUCAUAUUACAAAGGUCAGUCUAGAUGGUAACAAUGAGUUUCAUAGUACGAAAGGUCAGUCUAGAUGGUAACAAUGAGUUUCAUAUUACAAAGGUCAGUCUAGAUGGUAACAAUGAGUUUCAUAGUACAAAAGGUCAGUCUAGAUGGUAACAAUGAGUUUCAUAGUACAAAAGGUCAGUCUAGAUGGUAACAAUGAGUUUCAUAGUACAAAGGUCAGUCUAGAUGGUAACAAUGAGUUUCAUAGUACAAAGGUCAGUCUAGAUGGUAACAAUGAGUUUCAUAGUACAAAGGUCAGUCUAGAUGGUAACAAUGAGUUUCAUAGUACAAAGGUCAGUCUAGAUGGUAACAUUGAGUUUCAUAGUACAAAGGUCAGUCUAGAUGGUAACAAUGAGUUUCAUAGUACAAAGGUCAGUCUAGAUGGUAACAAUGAGUUUCAUAGUACAAAGGUCAGUCUAGAUGGUAACAAUGAGUUUCAUAGUACAAAAGGUCAGUGGAAUCCAGAAGUAAAAAUCUUAAUUCAUGAGAUGGAAGGCUUGGAAUCAGGAUUAUCACAAUGAAUGGCCUUAUGUAUGUUCUUAUGUUUGGUAUUAUGUAUAGUCUUCUGUAUGUCUUAUGUAUGGUGUUAUGUUUGUUCUACUGUCUUUUGUAUGGUCUUAUGUAUGGUCUUAUCUAUGGUCUUGUGUAUGGUAUUAUGUUUGGCCGUAUGUAUGGUCUUAUAAAUGGAAUAAAUGGAUGAGUUUCGAGACUAAAUGGAUGGAUGACGCAUCUUUUUAUCUUAACAAUAUUUCUUAUAAUAAAAUGUAAAUCAAUUUCCUAUCAUUUCUAUCUAUUAGCUAUUCUUAUUUUCAUAGGUCAUGCGCAGGCUGAACUCCAUGGAGAUCAAGGUUAACCUCUACAAACAGGAAGUCGCCGAUUUACAACUCCUGCUGGAAAAAGAAAGACAACUCAAUGCAGAAAAGCUGGACAGGCUGGAGCAGGAGUUCCAUUCCCGAAGUUCUGAGGAUGAAAUAAACAUGUUGGUGAACAACCGACUGGACAACCUCGAGAAAUCCCUGGACCAGAUCCAGCCAGAUUUGACAAGCAUCGCCAAGUUGAGGCAUGUCAACGGGGCCAGUGAUAAAUCUGGCCUUCCGUUCAACACCAUAGACACCAACGCCGACGCCACUCCGGCUUUCAUUAAAUCGCUGGUGCAGUCAGAGAUGAAGACCGCCGUCGAGAAUUUAACUAAAAAGUUGGAAUCCUACGUUCAGGAGCAGGUAGUGCUUUACAACCAGCUGUUCCGCAUGUAUCCCAAGAGAACCGACAAUCAAAACAGCCAGACAACGCAACCGAGUGUCAACUUGAAAGACAAACCCAAGACUAUUGCCCCUGAGAGGACGCUCCCGAUGCUGAAUGAUAAAGGCAUGCGGGCUGAUUUCGAGAAAAUCUUAUCGAAAGUGGACGAUACGGGCGACCAGAUAGCAAAGCAUGUUGGCAUUUAUAUAAAAAAUAUGACCGUGCCCCAUGCCCAUAGCCCCGCCACAGAGAGCCCCAUUGACGAGGGGCCCGCCACAGAGAGCCCCAAUGGCGAGAGCCCCGCCAAAGAAAUCCCCGUUGCCGGGAGCCCCGUCCCGGAGAGCACCAUAGAGCCCAACACAACGGCAAACUUUACGGGCAUCUCUCUGACUAACGAGCCCGAGAUCGUUCUCAAAGACGACCUGUCUGAAGCCAACGACUCGUUCAGUGGCGCCAAUAACACGGUGCUCAACGACACCAAGGAGACGGAGGUCCACGCGCCGGUCAACAAAGACAUCACGGCAGCUCGAAUAGGAACCCAGCAGAGUGACGCCGACAAAUCAAAUACCACGGCGACGGACGCGGCGCACACAGAGCACCCUGAGCCCACAGAGCACGUCAGCAAAUUUCGAAACGACAGCGAGGAGGAGAAAAACUGGACGGAAAACAUGAUUCGGGAUCAAAUCGACAAACAGAAGGAGAUGGAAGAAAAACUUCGCGGUGAGAUCACGGCCAUGUUGUACUCACCCCUUGCGGAGGUUUUGAGCAUCGUCGAGAAGAAAGCCACAGCUCUGGAAGAGAAACUCAAAGUUCAAGACGACAAAACCCAGCAGGCCACCAAGGACAUAAACUCAAGAGUUAGAGAGCUCGACCAAAACCUCAAGGCCGCGACCUUGCAGAUGGAAUCGCUGUCCGAGGGUUUCAAAGACGUGUUUGCUAAACUGGACAAGAUCAAACCCUUGGAGAUUCUCAUCAACGAAAUCAAGAAAAACGUCACUUCCACCUCGCUGACCCGGUCGACUUUAGAGUUGGACGAGCAGAACAAGAAGCUCAACAAGAUGCAGCGCCUGAUGGAGAUCUACCAGCACACCUUUGAUCACUUCAAGAACGAGACCAAGGUGGAGUACCGCGAGAUCAGACAAAUCUUUGAGAAAGAGUUCAAUAACCUGCGAACCAGCUCCAAGACGCUCCAGGAAAACCUGACCACGGUGGUCAGCUCGGCCGUCGGGAAGCUGAACGACACACUCCGGAGCAAGAUCAAAGACAUCAACCAGCAGAUUGACGAAAAAAUGACGUUGGUCCAGGUCGACCUGGACCGCUUGGAGCGGAAACUCAACAACAAGAACAGGACAAAAAUCGAACGCGAGGAGGAAAUGCAGCGUACCGUGCACGAACUGGCCAACAAGCAACGGGACUUCAAGAAGAUGGUGGACCACCUGGAACAGCAGACGGCGGCUCUGGGCGGGGACAUCAACGCCACGGCAAAGCAGGUGCUGGACCUGAAAACGGAAGUGAAGCUCAACGUUCUGGAGGAGUGGCUGAAACUGAGCUUUGAAUACGACGCGUCCAGGACCGACUGCCACGGCGACCAGUACGUGAAAAAGCUCAACUACAAAAACGUCCGCUUGGUGGGCGUCGUGCUGUGCUCGCCCACACGUUACAAAAUCUUAUUGUCCAACUCGCUCAACUCCAAGUUCUUGAACGUCGGUGACAACAUCGGGCUUGGGGAGGACCACUGCGAGUUUGUCGGCGCCAGAAACCAUUCUACGAUCAAGCUCAGCCCCGCGAGAGGAGCUUACUUCUCACAAGGUCAGUAGAACGAGUUUACCUGUUGGGUUGAAGUGACGAUGGGACUGGUAGCACGAUUGACUGGUAGCACACACACUAUGACAUAGUUGACCAUUGACAAAGGUGUUUGAACAUUGUAGUGGCAGGGGGCAAAGGUUCUGUAAAAUUAACAAUAUGAUAUAUCAUCCGGAGAGUGGAAUUCAUUUGGGAUGAGGAGCUAAUAUGGGAUGAGGUCAAAGAUGGGAUGAGGUCUCAACUGGUAAGAUGCCUUACGGAACGAUUUCCACACUUUAUCAACGAUGCAUUGCUCAGACUAGAGUCAGCAAAUACUCGUGCUAAUAAUGGCCAACUUAACUUGUAAACGAGACCAGGCAGCUGACGGCCACUUUAGUACGUAGUCAAAUUGAUCCCCCUAAUAUCAUUACGUAGGAAAAGUGAUCCUACUCAAAUUAUUACACAGGCCAAGUGAUCCUGCUGAUAUUAUUACUUAGGCAAAGUGAUCCUACUCAGUUCAUUACGUAGGCAGAGUGAUCCUACUCAGUUCAUUACGUAGGCAGAGUGAUCCUACUCAGUUCAUUACGUAGGCAAAGUGAUCCUACUCAGUUCAUUACGUAUGCAAAGUGAUCCUACUCAGUUCAUUACGUAUGCAAAGUGAUCCUACUCAGUUCAUUACGUAUGCAAAGUGAUCCUAAUCAGUUCAUAAGGUAUGAAAAGUGAUCCUACUCAGUUCAUUACGUAUGCAAAGUGAUCCUACUCAGUUCAUUACGUAGGCAGAGUGAUCCUACUCAGUUCAUUACGUUUGCAAAGUGAUCCUACUCAGUUCAUUACGCAGGCAGAGUGAUCCUACUCAGUUCAUUACGUAGGGAAAGUGAUCCUACUCAGUUCAUUACAUAUGAAAAGUGAUCCUACUCAGUUCAUUACGUAGGAAAAGUGAUCCUACUCAGUUCAUUACUUAGGCAAAGUGAUUCUACUCAGUUCAUUACGUGGGAAUGUGAUCCUACUCAGUUUAUUACGUGGGAAAGUGAUCCUAAUCAGUUCAUUACGUAGACAAAGUGAUCCUAAUCAGUUCAUUACGUAGGAAAAGUGAUUCUACUCAGUUAAUUACUUAGGCAAAAUGAUCCUGAUCAUAUCAUUACGUAGGCAAAGUGAUCCUUAUCAGUUCAUUACGUAGGCAAAGUGAUCCUACUCAAUUCAUUACGAAGGAAAGUGAUCCUAAUCAGUUCAUUACGUAGACAAAGUGAUCCUAAUCAGUUCAUUACGUAGGAAAAGUGAUUCUACUCAGUUAAUUACUUAGGCAAAAUGAUCCUGAUCAUAUCAUUACGUAGGCAAAGUGAUCCUUAUCAGUUCAUUACGUAGGCAAAGUGAUCCUACUCAAUUCAUUACGAAGGAAAGUGAUCCUAAUCAGUUCAUUACGUAGACAAAGUGAUCCUGAUCAUAUCAUUACGUAGGCAAAGUGAUCCUACUCAGUUCAUUACUUAGGCAAAGUGAUCCUGAUCAUAUCAUUACGUAGGCAAAGUGAUCCUAAUCAGUUCAUUACGUAGACAAAGUGAUCCUGAUCAUAUCAUUACGUAGGCAAAGUGAUCCUACUCAGUUCAUUACUUAGGCAAAGUGAUCCUGAUCAUAUCAUUACGUAGGCAAAGUGAUCCUAAUCAGUUCAUUACGUAGGCACAAUGAUCCUAAUCUGUUCAUUACGUAGACAAAGUGAUCCUGAUCAUAUCAUUGCGUAGGCAAAGUGAUUAUACUCAGUUACUUACUUAGGCAAAGUGAUCCUGAUCAUAUCAUUACGUAUGCAAAGUCAACCUAAUCAGUUCAUUACGUAGGAAAAGUGAUCCUAAUCUGUUCAUUACGUAGACAAAGUGAUCCUAAUCAGUUCAUUACGUAGGCAAAAUGAUCCUAAUCUGUUGAUUACUUAGGCAAAGUGAUCCUGAUCAUAUCAUUACGUAGGCAAAGUGAUCCUACUCAGUUCAUUACUUAGGAAAAGUGAUCCUGAUCAUAUCAUUACGCAGGCAAAGUGAUCCUAAUCAGUUCAUUACGUAGGCAAAGUGAUCCUAAUCUGUUCAUUACGUAGACAAACAAAGUGAUCCUGAUCAUAUUAUUACGUAGGCAAAGUGAUCCUACUCAGUUCAUUACUUAGGCAAAGUGAUCCUGAUCAUAUCAUUACGUAGGCAAAGUGAUCCUAAUCAGUUCAUUACGUAGGCAAAGUGAUCCUACUCAGUUCAUUAGGUAGGCAAAGUGAUCCUACUCAGUUCAUUACGUUGGCAAAGUGAUCCUUAUCAGUUCAUUACUUAGGCAAAGUGAUCCUGAUCAUAUCAUUACGUAGGCAAAGUGAUCCUAAUCAGUUCAUUACGUAGGCAAAGUGAUCCUACUCAGUUCAUUAGGUAGGCAAAGUGAUCCUACUCAGUUCAUUACGUAUGCAAAGUGAUCCUACUCAUAAUAUUACAUGGUCAAAGUCAUCCUACUCAAUCAUUACGUAUAAAAAGGGGAUCCUACUCAUAUUAUUACAUGAAAAAAAGUGAUCCUACUCAUAUCAGUAUGUAGGCCAGAGUGAUCCUACUCAAUUAUUACGUAAGCAAAGUGAUCCUACUCAUAUCAUUAUUUAGGCCAAAGUGAUCCUACUCAUAUCAUUACUUAGGAAAAGUGAACCUACUCAUAUCAUUACUUAGGAAAAGUGAACCUACUCAUAUCAUUACUUAGGAAAAGUGAACCUACUCAUAUCAUUACGUAAGCAAAGUGACCCAUCUCAAUCAUUACAUGGCGAAAGUGAUCAAAUGUCAUGACGUGGGCCGUCUGAUCAUACUCAUGCCAUUAAUACUUCGAUUACGAGUCCCACUCCACGGGAUUGCCGACAUCAACUGACAUGAUUUACGGCAUGUCGUUGCUGGAAAGUUCUGUGUUCAACAUGUGCUACAACGCUCACAGUUCAGCUUUUUUUCUUUUUUUUUUUCUUUUGGUUGUUUUUUUUUGUUGUUGUUGUCAAACCACUACCAGAACUCUUGAGGCUUUCUUCCAUACGCGCAUGACGAUAACGGCUGUUUCUAUUCUUAGACAAGCCCCCUGCUCCCAAGUGCAUAUUUAAAACACUGAUGAACAAAAGGUGUGAUCAAAAAACAAGAAGUGUUGAGUAGAUUGUUGAGUAGAUUGGUCUCGUGGGCAGGACUUGUGCCAAGGUUUGCUGGUGAACACCAUGGGUGGCCAAGGUUUGCUGGUGAACACCAUGGGUGGCUAAGGUUUGCUGGUGAACACCAUGGGUGGCCAAGGUUUGCUGGUGAACACCAUGGGAGGCCAAGAUUUGCUGGUGAAAACCAUGGGUGGCUAAGGUUUGCUGGUGAACACCAUGGGUGGCCAAGGUUUGCUGGUGAACACCAUGGGUGGCCAAGGUUUGCUGGUGAACACCAUGGGUGGCCAAGGUUUGCUGGUGAACACCAUGGGUGGCCAAGGUUUGCUGGUGAACACCAUGGGUGGCCAAGGUUUGCUGGUGAACACCAUGGGUGGCCAAGGUUUGCUGGUGAACACCAUGGGUGGCCAAGGUUUGCUGGUGAACACCAUGGGUGGCCAAGGUUUGCUGGUGAACACCAUGGGUGGCCAAGGUUUGCUGGUGAACACCAUGGGUGGCCAAGGUUUGCUGGUGAACACCAUGGGUGGCCAAGGUUUGCUGGUGAACACCAUGGGAGGCCAAGGUUUGCUGGUGAACACCAUGGGAGGCCAAGGUUUGCUGGUGAACACCAUGGGUGGCUAAGGUUUGCUGGUGAACACCAUGGGUGGCCAAGGUUUGCUGGUGAACACCAUGGGUGGCCCCGCUUUCUGGCCGGAGUUGAGGAGUUGUUGUCAUGAGGUCGAUCCAGUAGUUCAAGUUCAUAGUACUUAAUUUCUCAUAGAAAAAUAAGUCAGCUUUAAAGCCAAAAAAAUAUUAUUGGAUUCCUAAGUAUCCGAAAAGCUAAAUUGUAAACUUAUAAACUUGAAAUUACAAACCUUGGCAAUUUACCAACACUUAAAAUAGUGAUUCAAUGAGGUUUUCCAUGAAAUGAUUUAAUUGAACUAGUUGGUUCAUUGGGUUUUCCUGGAAAUGAUCUAUUUGAACUAGUUGGUUCAUCGGGUUUUCCGGGAGGUGAUUUAAUUGAAAUAGUUGGUUCAUCAGGUUUUCCAGGAAAUGAUCUAUUUGAGCUAGUUGGUUCAUCGGGUUUUGCCAGGAAAUGAUUUAAUUGAACUAGUUCGUUUAUCAGGUUUUCCAGGAAAUGAUCUGCUUUAAAAUAUAAGUUUUAAAUAGUAACAUUCUUUAGUUGUUGCUUUUUAAAAUGUAAAUGACAUAAAACCAAGUAGUUAAAAAAAAAGAAGCUAAUUAUAGAAUGUUUCAGCUAUAAAGUAAGACUAAUAUUAAAUUCCAAUCAAUAUAAUGGGAGUUAGUUUACACAACUCACGUGUGUGGCAUUAUAAUAUUAUAGGAAUGCUUUUUAAAAUGUAAAUGACAUAAAACCAAGUAGUUAAAAAAAAAGAAGCUAAUUAUAGAAUGUUUCAGCUAUAAAGUAAGACUAAUAUUAAAUUCCAAUCAAUAUAAUGGGAGUUAGUUUACACAACUCACGUGUGUGGCAUUAUAAUAUUAUAGGAAUGCUUUUUUCGGGGAUACACAGAGCAUUUCUCACAAUAAGACACGAUUGCAAAUUAGAAGUAUUGAUGUACACCAUUCGAGAAACAAUGCAAGAGACCAGAAUUGAAAUCUUUACAGACGUGUUUUAAAGACUUGUUCUAAAGACGUGUUUUAAAGACUUGUUCUAAAGACGUGUUUUAAAGACUUGUUCUAAAGACGUGUUUUCAAGACUUGUUCUAAAGACGUGUUUUAAAGACUUGUUCUAAAGACGUGUUUUAAAGACUUGUUCUAAAGACGUGUUUUAAAGACUUGUUCUAAAGACGUGUUUUAAAGACUUGUUCUAAAGACGUGCUUUAAAGACUUGUUCUAAAGACGGGUUUUAAAGACUUGUUCUAAAGACGUGUUUUAAAGACUUGUUCUAAAGACGUGUUCUGAAUCAUUAGCAUUGAUUUCAAUUGCACAUAAAAUUGAUUGACAUUAAUAUUAUCGACAACUCUCCCUCAACUUUUUGUGUCGGGUUCAUAGAUCGGAUCUACUAUGUGACGUUAUUUUUGACUCCCUUACCAGAUCAGGUACUGGAACUAUGCGUUAUAAGAGCAGGUGUACUGGAACUAUGCGUUAUAAGAGCAGGUGUACUGGAACUAUGCGUUAUAAGAGCAGGUGUACUGGAACUAUGCGUUAUAUGAACAGGUGUACUGGAACUAUGCGUUAUAAGUGCAGGUGUACUGGAACUAUGCGUUAUAAGAGCAGAUGUACUGGAACUAUGCGUUAUAAGAGCAGGUACUGGAACUAUGCGUUAUAAGAGCAGGUACGGGAACAAUGCGUUAUAAGAGCAGGUACGGGAACAAUGCGUUAUAAGAGCAGGUACGGGAACAAUGCGUUAUAAGAGCAGGUACUGCAACAAUGCGUUAUAAGAGCAGGUACGGGAACAAUGCGUUAUAAGAGCAGGUACUGCAACAAUGCGUUAUAAGAGCAGGUACGGGAACAAUGCGUUAUAAGAGCAGGUACGGGAACAAUGCGUUAUAAGAGCAGGUACGGGAACAAUGCGUUACAAGAGCAGGUACUGUAACUAUGCGUUAUAAGAGCAGGUAUUGGGACUAUACGUUACAAGAGCAGAUACUGGAACUAUACGUUAUAAGAGUUACAAGAGCAGGUACUGAACUAUACAUUACAAGAGCAGGUACUGGAACUAUACGUUACAAGAGCCGGUAAUGGAACUAUACGUUACAAGAGCCGGUAAUGGAACUAUACUUACAAGAGCAGGUACUGGAACUAUACGUUACAAGAGCAGGUACUGGAACUAUACGUUACAAGAGCAGGUUCUGGAACUAUACGUUACAAGAGCAGGUACUGGAACUAUACGUUACAAGAGGAGGUUCUGGAACUAUACGUUACAAGAGGAGGUUCUGGAACUAUACGUUACAAGAGCAGGUACUGGAACUAUACGUUACAAGAGCAGGUACUGGAACUAUACGUUACAAGAGGAGGUUCUGGAACUAUACGUUACAAGAGCAGGUACUGGAACUAUACGUUACAAGAGCAGGUACUGGAACUAUAUGUUACAAGAGGAGGUUCUGGAAAAAUACGUUACAAGAGCCGGUACUGUAACUAUCACUGUCCGAAGAAGUAUUUGACUCAUAAAAUCUUCCAUCUUUUAAAUGAACAAGUUGAUCUCCAAAUUGUAAGCGCUUGCGCAAGUUCCUUUCAACAAAGGCCUACCUAUUUGAAUCAACACUCCAUCUCAACUAAAUCCUUUUAAGGCGAUACAUUACAAUUGACUAGGAACAAAUUGUUACAAGGCGAUACAUUACAAUUGACUAAGAACAUAGUGUUACAAGGCGAUACAUUACAAUUGACUAAUAACGUAGUGUUACAAGGCGAUACAUUACAAUUUACUUGGAAAUAUUGUUACAAGGCGAUACAUUUCAAUUUACUUAAAAAUCCAAUAUCACAUGACCUAAACAUCCAAUAUCACAGGACCUAAAAUCCAACAUCACAUGACCUAACCAUCCAAUAUCACAUGACCCAAACAUCCAAUAUCACAGGACCUAACCAUCCAAAAUCACAGGACCUAACCAUCCAAAGUCACACGAACUAAACAUCCAAUAUCACAUGGCCUAACCAUCUAAUAUCACACGAAUUAAACAUCCAAUAUCACACGAACUAAACAUUCAAUAUCACAUGACCUAAACAUCCAAUAUCACAUGACCUAAACAUCCAAUAUCACAUGACUCAACCAUCCAAUAUCAUAUGACCUAAACAUCCAAAUCAUACGAACUAAAAUUCCAAUAUCACGCGAACUAAACAUCUAAUAUCACGUGACCUAAUCAUCCAAUUACACAUAACCUAACCAUCCAAUAUCACACGAAUUAAACAUCCAAUAUCACACGAACUAACCAUCCAAUAUCACACGAACUAAACAUCCAAUAUCACACGAACUAAACAUCCAAUAUCACACGAACUAAUCAUCCAAUAUCACACGAACUAAACAUCCAAUAUCACAUGAACUAAACAUUCAAUUUCACAUGACCUAAACAUCCAAUAUCACAUGACCUAACCAUCCAAUAUCACAUGAAUUAACCAUCCUAUAUCAUAUGACCUAAACAUCCAAUAUCACACGAACUAAACAUCCAAUAUCACUGGAACUAACCAUCCAAUAUCACACUACCUAAACAUCCAAUAUCACACGACCUAAACAUCCAUAUCACAUGACCUAACCAUCAAAUAUCACAUGACUUAACCAUCAAAUAUCAUAUGACCUAAACAUCCAAAUCACACGAACUAAAUAUCCAAUAUCAAGUGACCUAAUCAUCCGAUAUCACAUAACCUAACCAUCCAAUAUCACGUGACCUAAAAUCCAAUAUCACAUGACCUAUCCAUCCAAUAUCACAUGACCUAUCCAUCCAAUAUCACGUGACCUAAAAUCCAAUAUCACAUGACCUAACCAUCCAAUAUCACAUGAUCCAAACAUCCAAUAUCACAUGACCUAAACAUCCAAUAUCACACGAACUAAAUAUCCAAUAUCACAACACCUAACCAUCCAAUAUCACAUUACUUAACCAUCCAAUAUCAUAUGACCUAAACAUCCAAAUCACACGAACUAAAAUUCCAAAAUCACUCGAACUAAACAUCCAAUAUCACACGACCUAACAAUCCAAUAUCACACGAACUAAACAUCCAAUAUCACAUGACAUAAACAUCCAUUAUCACACGAACAAAACAUCCAAUAUCACACGAACUAAACAUCCAAUAUCACGCGAACUAAACAUCCAAUAUCACACGAACUAAACAUCCAAUAUCACAGGACCUAAACAUCCAAUAGCACACGAACUAAACAUCCAAUAUCACAUGACCUAAACAUCCAAUAUCACAUGACCUAAACAUCCAAUAUCACACGAACUAAACAUCCAAUAUCACACUAACUAAACAUCCAAUAUCACACGAACUAAACAUCCAAUAUCACAUGACCUAAACAUCCAAUAUCACACGAACUAAACAUCCAAUAUCACACGAACUAAACAUCCAAUAUCACACUAACUAAACAUCCAAUAUCACACGAACUAAACAUCCAAUAUCACACGAACUAAACAUCCAAUAUCACAGGACCUAAACAUCCAAUAUCACACGAACUAAACAUUCAAUAUCACACGAACUAAACAUCCAAUAUCACAUGACCUAAACAUCCAAUAUCACACGAACUAAACAUCCAAUAUCACACGAACUAAGCAUCCAAUAUCACACGAACUAAACAUCCAAUAUCACAUGACCUAAACAUCCAAUAUCACACGAACUAAACAUCCAUUAUCACACGAACUAAACAUCCAAUAUCAAAAGAACUAAACAUCCAAUAUCACACGAACUAAACAUCAAAUAUCACACGAACUAAACAUCCAAUAUCACACGAACUAAACAUCCAAUAUCACAGUACUUAAACAUCCAAUAUCACACGAACUAAACAUCCAAUAUCACACGAACUAAACAUCCAAUAUCACAUGACCUAAACAUCCAAUAUCACACGAACUAAACAUCCAAUAUCACACUAACUAAACAUCCAAUAUCAAAAGAACUAAACAUCCAAUAGCACACGAACUAAACAUCCAAUAUCACACUAACUAAACAUCCAAUAUCACAGGACCUAAACAUCCAAUAUCACACGAACUAAACAUCCAAUAUCACACGAACUAAACAUCCAAUAUCACACGAACUGAACAUCCAAUAUCACACGAACUAAACAUCCAAUAUCACACGAACUAAACAUCCAAUAUCACACAGACUAAACAUCCAAUAUCACACGAACAAAACAUCCAAUAUCACACGAACUAAACAUCCAAUAUCACACUAACUAAACAUCCAAUAUCACACGAACUAAACAUCCAAUAUCACACGAACUAAACAUCCAAUAUCACAGGACCUAAACAUCCAAUAUCACACGAACUAAACAUCCAAUAUCACAUGAACUAAACAUCCAAUAUCACAUGACCUAAACAUCCAAUAUCACACGAACUAAACAUCCAAUAUCACACGAACUAAACAUCCAAUAGCACACGAACUAAACAUCCAAUAGCACACGAACUAAACAUCCAAUAGCACACCAACUAUACAUCAAAUAUCACACGAACUAAACAUUCAAUAUCACACGAACUAAACAUCAUUUUCCUGAGACUUAUCUCUCAAGCAAUCCAUCACCAUGCAGCAAUUAUGAAAACAUUCCCCAAAACAUGUCGUCCAAAAAUCUAUGAUGCGACUCAAGUGUUACUGGCAGGGAAGGUACACAAUAUCGGCUCUGUAAGAAACCUUUCAACGUAUUUGCCAACAAGAAGCAGGUUGCGACGAGCUGAGCUAAUUGACAAAUUAAGUUGAGCGCUCAGAAUAUACGGUAAAUUUUUCUUUGGUUUCGGGAGAGGUAAACAGAUGGGGAGAAAACCAACAGUUCUACAUCACGUGGUCUGAGACAACUGUUAAUAGAUGCACGUCUCAAGACGGGAACUAAUAGAUGUAUGUCUUAGACGGGAACUAACAGAUGUACGUCUCAAGACGGGAACUAAUAGAUGUAUGUCUUAGACGGAACUAACAGAUGUAUGUCUUAGACGGGAACAAAUAGAUGCAUGUCUCAAGAUGGGAACUAUUAGAUGUAUGUCUUAGACGGGAACUAAUAGAUGUAUGUCUUAGACGGGAACUAAUCGAUGCAUGUCUCAAGAUGGGAACUAAUAGAUGUAUGUCUUAGACGGGAACUAAUCGAUGCAUGUCUCAAGAUGGGAACUAAUAGAUGUAUGUCUUAGACGGGAACUAAUAGAUGUAUGUCUUAGACGGGAACUAACAGAUGUAUGUCUCAAGACGGGAACAAAUAGAUGCAUGUCUCAAGACGGGAACUAAUAGAUGUAUAUCUUAGACGGGAACUUAUCGAUGCAUGUCUCAAGAUGGGAACUAACAGAUGCAUGUCUCAAGACGUAAACUAAUAGAUGUAUAUCUUAGACGGGAACUAAUCGAUGCAUGUCUCAAGAUGGGAACUAAUAGAUGUAUGUCUCAAGGUGGGAACUAAUAGAUGUGUGUCUCAAGACGAGAACAAAUAGAUGUAUUUAUCAAGACGGGAAAUAAAAGAGGUAUGUCUCAAGACGGGAACCCUAAAGCCGGAGAUGACAUAUCCGUAGCACGUGCUCAGUAUAAACAAAAUCCCAUUAGCUCCCUUGCAGAAAGGUUCUCGUUAGCAGGGUCGCCGCACUUCAAUGACGUCACUCCAUUCACAGAUCGAGGGCAGCACCAGGUGCCCCACUACUGUUACAUAACUCGGGGCAGCAUGAGGUGCCCCACUACUCUUACAUAACUCGGGACAGUACGAGGCGCCCCACUACUGUUACAUAACUCGGGGCAGCACGAGGCAACCCACCACUAUUACAUAACUCGGGGCAGCAUGAGGUGCCCCACUACUGUUACAUAACUCGGGGCAGCACGAGGUGCCCCACUACUGUUACAUAACUCGGGACAGCACGAGGUGCCCCACUACUGUUACAUAACUCGGGGCAGCAUGAGGUGCCCCACUACUGUUACAUAACUCGGGGCAGCACGAGGUGCCCCACUACUGUUACAUAACUCGGGGUUCAUUGAGUUUGAAAACAAAAACCAGACAAAUAAAUACCCUGACUAUGACACAGUAUCAAGUACAAGACACCACGGUACGAUUGUGGAUUACACUUGAAUACUGACUGAAACCUUUAUAAUUGUGGGAAAGAAACCUUUAUUAUUGUGGGCAAGAAAUCUUUAUAAUUGUGGGCAAGAAACCGUUAUUAUUGUGGGAAAGAAACCUUUAUUAUUGUGGGAAAGAAACCUUUAUUAUUGUGUUCAAGAAAUCUUUAUAAUUGUGGGCAAGAAACCAUUAUUAUUGUGGGAAAGAAACCUUUAUUAUUGUGGGCAAGAAACCUUUAUUAUUGUGGGAAAGAAACCUUUAUUAUUGUGUUCAAGAAAUCUUUAUAAUUGUGGGCAAGAAACCUUUAUUAUUGUGGGAAAGAAACCUUUAUUAUUGUGGGCAAGAAACCUUUAUUAUUGUGGGAAAGAAACCUUUAUUAUUGUGUUCAAGAAAUCUUUAUAAUUGUGGGCAAGAAACCUUUAUUAUUGUGGGAAAGAAACCUUUAUUAUUGUGGGCAAGAAACCUUUAUUAUUGUGGGAAAGAAACCUUUAUUAUUGUGUUCAAGAAAUCUUUAUAAUUGUGGGCAAGAAACCUUUAUUAUUGUGGGAAAGAAACCUUUAUUAUUGUGGGCAAGAAACCUUUAUUAUUGUGGGAAAGAAACCUUUAUUAUUGUGUUCAAGAAAUCUUUAUAAUUGUGGGCAAGAAACCUUUAUUAUUGUGGGAAAGAAACCUUUAUUAUUGUGGGCAAGAAACCUUUAUUAUUGUGGGAAAGAAACCUUUAUUAUUGUGUUCAAGAAAUCUUUAUAAUUGUGGGCAAGAAACCAUUAUUAUUGUGGGAAAGAAACCUUUAUUAUUGUGGGCAAGAAACCUUUAUUAUUGUGUUCAAGAAACCUUUAUUAUUGUGGGCAAGAAACCUUUAUUAUUGUGGGAAAGAAACCUUUAUUAUUGUAUUCAAGAAAUCUUUAUAAUUGUGGGCAAGAAACCAUUAUUAUUGUAGGAAAGAAACCUUUAUUAUUGUGGGCAAGAAACCUUUAUUAUUGUGGGAAAGAAACCUUUAUUAUUGUGGGCAAGAAACCUUUAUUAUUGUGGGAAAGAAACCUUUAUUAUUGUAUUCAAGAAAUCUUUAUAAUUGUGGGCAAGAAACCAUUAUUAUUGUGGGAAAGAAACCUUUAUUAUUGUGGGCAAGAAACCUUUAUUAUUGUGGGAAAGAAACCUUUAUUAUUGUGUUCAAGAAAUCUUUAUAAUUGUGGGCAAGAAACCUUUAUUAUUGUGGGAAAGAAACCUUUAUCAUUGUGGGCAAGAAACCUUUAUUAUUGUGGGAAAGAAACCUUUAUUAUUGUGUUCAAGAAACCUUUAUUAUUGUGUUCAAGAAACCUUUAUUAUUGUGGGAAAGAAACCUUUAUUAUUGUGGGAAAGAAACCUUUAUUAUUGUGUUCAAGAAACCUUUAUUAUUGUGUUCAAGAAACCUUUAUUAUUGUGUUCAAGAGACCUUUAUUAUUGUGGGAAAGAAACCUUUAUUAUUGUGGGAAAGAAAUCUUUAUAAUUGUGGGCAAGAAACCUUUAUUAUUGUGUUCAAGAAAUCUUUAUAAUUGUGGGCAAGAAACCUUUAUUAUUGUGGGAAAGAAAUCUUUAUUAUUGUGGGAAAGAAACCUUUAUUAUUGUGUUCAAGAAAUCUUUAUAAUUGUGGGCAAGAAACCAUUAUUAUUGUGGGAAAGAAACCUUUAUUAUUGUGGGCAAGAAACCUUUAUUAUUGUGGGAAAGAAACCUUUAUUAUUGUGUUCAAGAAAUCUUUAUAAUUGUGGGCAAGAAACCUUUAUUAUUGUGGGCAAGAAACCUUUAUUAUUGUGGGCAAGAAACCUUUAUUAUUGUGGGAAAGAAACCUUUAUUAUUGUGUUCAAGAAAUCUUUAUAAUUGUGGGCAAGAAACCUUUAUUAUUGUGGGAAAGAAACCUUUAUUAUUGUGGGCAAGAAACCUUUAUUAUUGUGGGAAAGAAACCUUUAUUAUUGUGUUCAAGAAAUCUUUAUAAUUGUGGGCAAGAAACCUUUAUUAUUGUGGGAAAGAAACCUUUAUUAUUGUGGGCAAGAAACCUUUAUUAUUGUGGGAAAGAAACCUUUAUUAUUGUGUUCAAGAAACCUUUAUUAUUGUGUUCAAGAAACCUUUAUUAUUGUGGGAAAGAAACCUUUAUUAUUGUGGGCGAGAAAUCUUUAUUAUUGUGGGCGAGAGAGCUUUACUUUCAAAUUAUUGAAACCAUUAACUGGGACGAAAUUUUACUUUUAAAUUGACUUAGGCAAAAAUGUCCAGGUUUAUAAUUCUUAAUUGAAUUAUAAUAUGUUUACAAUGAUUUUAUUAUUAUGAAGAUAAAUCUUUACAAUGUCAUUAAAUCUUUCCAUUAAAAAAAAAAAAUCAAUGUAAAAUCCUAAUGUCAGCAACGGAAGCCAUUUUGAUCUGUUCCUCUCCUCAAAUAAACAACACAUUUUCAUUAUUUUUUCUAGGGUUCGCACGCAGUAACUGGGGUCAAGAGCCGACCCUUGGAUCCCUGAAUGCCAUCAAGCCUUCCCCAGACUGGUACGAAUGUGGGGUGACCAUUCCCUAAAGGACACCGCGUGCUCUACCAGCGCAUCCUCUGUGGACGUUCCACCUGGCAAGACUCCAUGACGGAAGGCUUGCACGUGAUCAUGUGGGUAAAUUUGGGGGGACAAGUACUUCCAUUUGUUUUUGUUUUUAAUUAUAGAGACUCUUUCAAUUCACAACUGAUGCUUUGGUGCUCACCACCAACUGAGGACUUCAGCCUACCCGCACUCCCCCUGUUGAUAAGAGCUACUGUCAUAUGUGGAUAAGUGGAUUGUUGACGUCAUUGCAGACGAUUGGUUUGUUGUUGUUUGACAACUCUUGGGAACCUAGAAUUUUGAAAGAGUUCCGUCCUAAGACAGACUACCGCACCAUUGUUCACCUUCACGCCCCUGCAGUGGUCUCACAUGUUACAAAUCACAAAUUAUAAAAAUGCGAAAGCAUCAAGGGUCGUGAGAAGUAGGACUCGAACCAAGGGCGUGUGUCAGUUGUGGGGUCGGUACACUGACUGUCAUAUAAAUCUACAACACAUAAAUCACUGCCCCGGAAGACACCUCGGUUCAAGCUGGCCAUACAACGCCUGAGCUGCUCUUCGAAAGAUGACGAAUAUGUCAAGGAUUGAUGUGUCAAAAGAAAAGAUGAGUGCUACAAAGGAUGACGUCAUGGCAUGGAAAAACCGGAAGUGGGAAAGCCAUUUCAAUGUGUUUGUGAAAUGACCAACCAAAACAAAACAUAGAAAAAAGAUUUUGCCGGCAUUACCCUAUAAAUAAAAAAAUCAUUAUGGCGAACAAUGUUGAACAAACAAGCCAGCAAUAUUGAAUUCACAAGCCACGUGACUUUGUGUCUUGGGGGAAAAAAAUAAACAUUCAACUGCUUGGACACGUUUAUUUUGAAAAUGUCAUUAAAUGUGGAUGUCAUUAAAUGUGGAUGUCAUUUAAUGUGGAUGCACAAUUUUACAGAGAUCAUGAUGUGUGCUACAAGUUGCGUAUACUAGCAAAUAUGUUGGUUCAUGUGUUCAGUACGGCUCAAAUAAAUUGUGUUGUUUUCAAAAGUAGACAUCAGACAACCCCAGCUACUUCAUAGUUUUUUGGUUGUCAACCCGUAGCAUAGUUACCACACCAACUUAGCUUUCUUUUUAGCAUCUCUAUAGCUAUGAUAACUGGGGACAUGGUGGUUGGGGAUAUCUCUAAAGCUACAACAACUGGGGAAAAUGGUGGUUGGGGAUAUCUCUAUAACUAUGAUUACUGGGGACAUGGUGGGUGGGAUAUCUCUAAAGCUACAACAACUGGGAAAAUGAUGGGUGGGAAUAUCUCUAUAGUUAUGACAACUGGGAAAAUGAUGGGUGGGGAUAUUUCUAUAGGUAUAACAACUGGGAACAUGGUCUGUAGGGAUAUCUCUAUACCUAUAACAACUGUGUUCAUGGUGGGUGGAGACCUAUAACCACUGGAGACACAGUGGGUGGAGACCUAUAACCACUGGAGACACGGUGGGUGGGGAUAUCUCUAUAGCCAUAACUACUAUUUUUAAGUAAGAUAAAAUGCUUGUGUUGAGCUGGGCUGUACAGCUUGUGCAUGUUCUAUUCAUGUAAGAACUUGUACAACUUGACAUAAUAGUGUAAAAAAAUGACUUUUUCUUAACUUAUUUCUGUGCAUUUCUUUGUUUUCAUUAAACAUGCUGGAAAAAAGAUCUGAGAUUUCCAUUGGUUGCCUGAUGGGAGGGUGUGAGCAUGAUCAUAGUUUUAUGUAUAUUUAGGGCCCCAUCUGUCAACAUGUGCUGUUUUUUGGGCCUGUAUUCACUCUCCACUUUUUGAAUAAACAAAAAACCACAUGGGCCUCAACAUUUUUUUUUUUUUUUCAAAUCAAAAAUUAUUUUCUGAACUGAUUAACUACCAGAUUGAAAAACCAGCUGUGGCCGAAUUAAAUCUAGGUCACAUUUUUUUUCAUUUUAGGUGUAUGUACAAAUUCAGCUGCAGUUUUCUCAAUUAUAAACAUAUUCUAAUGAUUAAAAAAAAAUUUCGUAGGUGAUUGUUCUAUAAUAUAAAUUUAAAAUAUUUGUAAAGUUAAGUUUUUGUUAGGAAAUUAUUAAUUGUUAAAUUAGUAUUUUCAAUAGAAAAACAAUAAAAAAUAUAUAUUGAUGUGCCAACUUACGUAUAAAUUAUAAAUUUCCAAAUCAUUUAAAGCCUUUUAUUUGGUUGUUUCCAAAUAGUAUAUCCAAAAAUAAAUAAAAUGCACCAAAGAACACAGAAAUUGAAAAAUAUUUACACUUCCAAUCACUUAUAUGCCUUUAGUAACCAUGUCACUUGUUGCCGCAGUAAGCUAUUUUGUAACUAGCUAGGAAAUAAAAUCAAAACUAAUUAACAUUUCAUUUUUUUAAAACAUUCUGCUGACAGCAUGCGCUUCGAAUAUAAACAUUCGGUCGGUAAAUUAAAAUCUCGAAGCGAAAUGGGAAUGGAAUAAUAUAAAUAUUUGACUCGAUUUACUACGAUAAUAACAUUGGCGCUACCAGCGGCUCAUGGCCAUAAGGAAAGCAACGCCGAGCCGCUCCCAGCGACUCAAGGUAGUUAACCAGUUUAAUUAAGGAAAAUAAUUUUUGCAUUACGAUUAAGAUUGUAACUUAAGUUAAUUAAUUUUGACGGCUGGAUUCAGCUUUGCAGUGUAACUAUUUCCCCCUGCAAACCUGCUCAGAUUUACAAAGUGAUUGUUCACUCAGCUCACGAUUCGCUCAUCAAUUUAAUCUGCUGAAAGAACGUACAGCUUUCUUAUGGUCAACUGAGUAGAUACUUUGGUACGACAUAUGGCUAGACAACAUACAAAUGGCAAUAUAACAUAAAAAUGGCUAUCCAACAUUCAAAUGGCUAGACAUAAAAGAUAUGGCAUUACAGCAAACAUAUGUUUUAAAUCAUGUAUGUGUAGAAUGUUGUUUUACCCACUCGCAUUGAUCGCAUUGUUCCUAGUCUUACUCACAAUCAUCAACACAUGUAAAUAUUGCUGUGAAUUUUUGCAUACAACACAUCAGCUGCUAUUGUUAAAACCAACACUACAUUACUCAGUCAAGUUGUAGUUCGCAUUGCCUCACUUUGUUGUCAUGUUGAAAUGUGUGACACGGAUGUGCCUUAUCACGUGACCUCUGUUGUACGACUUGUUUUAACUAUUGUACAUAUUAUAAAUUGUCUUUGACCACCAUGCUGAUUUAAACAGUGAAAUAAAUAUCGACAGCUUCUCUCUUGAUACCUACCUGGCUUUCAAAUAUUUUUCUUUAUUGUAAGGCAUCAAAAUAUGUUUAAUUUUUUUUAUUGCUAUUUGUUUAAAUUGUGGUUUAAAUAUGAAGAAAACGAUCACAGCGUGGAUUAUUUCUUUGACCUUCAGUGAGUAUGGCAUAAACAAUAGUUCAAUUAUUAUUUUUUUUUCUGAGUCCAAAUUAUUAAGGUCCUAC